Molecule: messenger RNA, 5583 nt
Organism: Corvus hawaiiensis (hawaiian crow)
Lineage: Eukaryota; Metazoa; Chordata; Aves; Passeriformes; Corvidae
Gene: RADX
Product: RPA1 related single stranded DNA binding protein, X-linked
Exons: 15
Coding region: 18-2723 (901 amino acids)
Biological process (GO): regulation of DNA repair
Cellular component (GO): replication fork
Molecular function (GO): single-stranded DNA binding
Source: RefSeq, a predicted model, not a curated record
GGCGCCCCUGCUCAGCCAUGACAGCGGGAACCCGCGGCCGCCGCCACCGGCAGUGCCCAGGGCCGCGGCUCUCGCCCGGGAGUGGCGGCCAGGACGCUGUCAUGCAGGACCCUACCCCGGAACUCGCCGAAGAGAGCCAGGCGGCGGCCUCUGCGGAGGGCGGCGGGGCCUCCUGUCUGCAGAGGGUGUUUGAGGAGGUGCAGGGCUCCUCGCAACUGAGCGCAGCGCCCGCGGAGCCACCGGCCGUGACGGUGGUGGCGGUGGAGCGGUACCUGGCGCAGGCGCCGCCCGCCGCCCCCCACCAAUAUUGGUACGACGUGACGCUCGCGGACGGCGCGCGCCGGCACCGCUGCCACCUCGCGCCGCGCCUCAACGGGCUUGUGCAGCGCGCGCGUCUGCGGGCGGGCACGCGCCUCCGCCUCACGCGCUGCUCGUACCGCUACGACGAGAAGCGCCUGAACCGCGGCUUCCUCUGCCUGGAGGGGCUGGAGCGGGCGGGGGGCACCGCCACCGCCGCCGCGGGUACCCUGCCUGACGGGCACCGCCCGCUCCAGCCCCUCCGCGGGGACAACAGGCACUACCUGCCGCUCUGGAACAACGAGGAUCCCUAUGGAGACGUAUGGGUGCCGGACAGGCCCCCGGCGCAGGUGGAUGUGGACGUCUCCAAACUGACUAAUCUUGGUCAUCUGGAAAUGACAUGGAGAAGCAGAGUGCAUUUCCAUCCACUUCUUGUGAGAAUCCUGCACAAAUCUAGACUAAGGUACUAUGGAAAACCAGAGAAAAAAAUGGAUAUGCCUUAUCAGGCCUACUUUGAAGUUGCUGAUGGUUCAGGCAUGAUGUCAAUGGUUUUGUGGAAUUCAUUGUGUCCUGAGUGGUAUCACAGUAUGAAGGUUGGCACAGUGCUCCUCCUUGACAAGUAUACCAUCAAAACCAGUUACCCGUUUAAAACACACCCCACCCCAGGGGAUUCACAGAUGAAGAGAUUUGCUACAAUUGAAAUUAGCCUUAAUGUUCGAGAUCCUCCUACUGAAAUAAGUAUUAUUCCAGAAGAAAUGGUUAAGCCAGAGUGGGGAUUGCCUGAAGUUAAAUAUCGGUUUAUCACAAGGUCAGAACUGGAUGACUUACCAAACAAUCAUUCCUGUGAUGUUAUUGGUCUUGUGACGUUUGUAGGAAGGGCUGAGCGAGCCAGAAAAAGAGAACACAGUGAAGACUUCUGGCUCUAUCGUUGGGCACAUGCCAUUGAUGGGACCUCAGACCAACCAUUCAUACUGGAAUUGUUUGCAACUUCUCAGCCAGAUGUGUUUGAGCAUAUUCAUCCAAUGACAUACUUGGUGUGUACACAGAUGAGGGUGAUCCAGGACCUCACUGAGAAUCCUUCCAGGACAGUUUACCUUACGACUUCAAAUGAAAGUCAAAUAUUCAUUACAGGGUGGCACAAGGGCCAGCCAUACACCAAGGAUGCCAAAGUGAAAAACUUCAUUCAGUGGAUGAAAUCGCAAAGUGAAGCUGAUCAAAUAAAGAAAACUGUCAUCGGUGGCUAUUACCCUUUUCCACGACCUCCUGAUAGCUUUUUGAAAUACUGUAAAAACAAUGAAGUUGAAUCAAUUUUGAAACCCAUAGGUGAAAUAGGGAAAGAGAUUGAAGACCUGCACUACAGAGAACACAAGCGAAUUGCUGUUCAGGGAAUAAUUAGUGCCAUAAGAUACAUAAGCUGUAGAGAUGCAGCUGAAGAAGCCCCAGGAGGGGAACUUGUCCAGCAAGAUACUUCUCAAUCUCUUGGAAGUUCUUCUGUGUCCAAAGAAGACUGUGUUGACAAGGGAAAAAAUGAAGAAGUUAAGUCUUUCCUGGGGCCACCCUGCACUCCUGGGGAACAUCAGCACCAAGCUCUGCUGUCAAAGGGGAGUUCAGUCAAGAGAAAGACACCACACAGAUUCAGUAGAGAUGCAGAACAGGGAGGUACAUCUGUUAGUCCUGUAUCAUCUUACCCCUAUUUUACGCGGACUGUAAGAAGAAAACUUGGCUUGGAUGAAUAUCAACAUGGACAUACUGUGCAAGAUAAAAGUGGACAGGCUGUGUCAGACAGUUUGCGGUACUGCACAGACCAAGAAGGAGUGAGUGAUAUACCUGAAACUGAAGAGACUGGAAGAACUUGUGAUUCCUGGCAGAGUGACCUGUGGGCACAAGUGAAAGACAAGUUAAUGAAUUAUUUUCAUCACAGCAAAAUUUUCCCAGAAAGUAUCCCAUGUAAAUUUGAUUAUGUGCACAAAGACUUACUUAUGCAACAGUACAACCUUCAUGCAGCAGUGCACCAGCCAACAGAAGCCAGGACAGAUAAAAACAUCAGUGAGUUUAAAAGUGCUAAUGGCCUUGGGUAUUACGAAGUGACAGUUCUGGGUAUAAACCAUGACAUAGCAAUAGAUGUUGCUUUUCUUCCACUGUUUUGCCCUGACAAUCCCCACUUAUUUCAACUAGAAGACGUUCAGAAUGAUACAUUAUUGUCUUGUAUGAGUUGUAUCACUGCACGCCAGCAGAAGGCUACUAGCAGUGGGAGGCUUCGUGACACAUUUCCUCUUUCAGAUGAAAUUGUAAAAGCAGCGAAGGAACUCGAUGGCAAACAUGUUAUCUGCAUCUUGGACAUCUGUCACUUGGGUGAUGAUAAGGUGGAAGUCUUUCUGAGCAAAAUCUACAAGACAGUGGAACCGGGUGUACUGGAUCCAGUGUAAUUUAAAACUUACUUUUCAAAUGUAUAUUGUUCAAAAGGAGGGAAAUAAAAUUGCUGUAACUUGAAUACACCCUCUACACAUUGCACUUUUCUAGAACUAGCAGAAACAUAUAUAAAAUCAUGAUUCUUAGGGCAGUUGUAAUGGUCAUUCAUGUAAGUGGGAAGGACAAUUGUUGCCUUUAUUGUUCAGUCUUGAAACAGAUUAGACCAUGUUUUGGUCACUGAUGUUCAAGAAGGAUGAAUUGGCAGUACAGUGAACUGGUCAUUUGGCAGGAUUCCAAGGAGUAAAAGUGAUUGUCAGCUGUGCACAAACAUACACAGGAAAUGUAUGUAUCUGGAUGAGAACUGAGAAGAGAGGCAAGCUUUCCUAAUAUUUAAGGCAGUGUUUGCAAAAGAAUUAACUGGCUGUGAUAAAAAUUUAGGCUGGAAAUUAGAAUAACUUUGAGGAUUAGAAUUUUUAUGUUCUGUAAUGAUCUUUUUUAGUGAAAGCUACCAGAGGCAGCCUAACUGCUCUUUAGGCUUGAAGCUUACUGUGAAAGGGAUUAAAUACCAUGAUGCCUUUAGUACCAUGAUCCAGGAAACCACUUUCAGUUCUUUUCACCUGAGCAAGGUCAGGUGCUAUGUCUUUAUAUGUCUGCUUUUGUACACAGAGUGUUAGGUAGUGAGUAUAGCAUCCAAAAGUUUUUAACAUAGUUUAUUCAUUAAUAAGAGUAAUGAAAUAUUUUUAAAAGAAAAAUUUUUAUUGGAACUUGCUUCUAGCUUUUCAAGAGAAAAACUGUCUUUAAGAAGCGCUAAUUAUGGCAGGAUACAUGGUUUGCCACAUCAUUUUUAGAUGUAUUCUGAGUAUAUGAAGGAGUUCAGCAACUAUGAGAAGCUGCUACUUCCGUAAGAGCAAAAGACUGGAAAAUUCUGCCAACUUUUUGCCUGUACUAAGGAGCAACUGGCUCCUGCUGGUUCAGAAUCAAGUAGCACAUUUUUCUCCUAUGUUAAACAGCCUCAAAUCACAUAAAGAGCUGGAUUCUUACGAAAUUAUUUUCAAGCAGAAGCUUAUUGCAGUUUGGCUACUUGUCCAGUUGAAAUGCUGCUCCCAAUUCAAUUCUUGGAGAAGAAAGAAUUACGGAGACUUGCCAGGUAAAUUGUACCAAAAUUGACCAAAGCCCACGGAGUUAAUUUAUAGGAACAGAUAGAUUCUUAGGCACAUUUUAGCAGCCUGUUGGUAAUUGGAGAUUACCUCUUUCAACUAGUAGCUCACUUGUCUGCCCUGGGGACAGUGGACUUAGUCCUCAAGUACUUGAAGUCUGUUCCCUGUCUUCAGUUAAUGGUAAUUUGCCAGAGAAAUGUAACUGAUUUUGUUACAUACAAGUUCACAGGCAACUUCAGCUAAAAAGUAAUGAAAUUAAUUAAAUUAUUGUGUCUUUCUAGUGUAGUUUACAGUUUAAAAAUAUAUUGAGGAGAGUCGUUUAACUUAAAUUGCACAGGGACUGAAAGUCAAUUAAAUGUGACUGUGUUGUAUCUGUGUUUUAUAUGAAUCAGAAGUAUUAGUUCUGGAGCAAUGUUUGUCAACUCAUGCCUUUCAGAGUACCCGCAGAAGGCAAAAUGAAAAGAUACCAACCCAGGAAGAGUAGGGUGUUGCUUGCAGUAUUAUUUGUGUCAUUGUGUUGCUUAUGGAUAUGUGAAGGUGAGAGGUCAUUGCUCUGGAGUGAGAGUCACACAGCACUUCAUGUUCCAAACUGAGCCAUGCUGACUGUGUCAGCCAAUGUUUUUUAUUUACGUAUACUUCAGAUCGAAGUCUAAUUUUAAUGAAAUUGUUCUUUCUUAAGGCAAUUUUUAAAGGAAUUAUCUUUGUAUAAAAGGACUGAUGUGGCUGACAUUGUCACAGAGCCACGUUGUUGAGAUGGUCCAGCCACCUCCCUCCAUCCCAUGCCAUAGAAAUGCAGCCAAAGGCUGUUUGUGGCAUUGCACUGCUUAGGACACUUUAAACAUAUAGCAUUAAUAAUUUCAUCUUAUAUGUUAGGACUUCCUAACUCUAAAAGAAAUGUUAGAAUUGUGUGGAAUAUAGAUAAUGUCUUUAAAACAUUAAAGGAUAUAAUUUUAUGUUACACAAGUGUUAGAAAUUUUUCAUGUCAUAAGUUGGGAAGGAGAGAUAUUUACUCUUGCUGAAUGGGGUGCCAGUGUUGGAAGCACAGGCUUUCUGUGUGCAGCUGGUGAAUAUCCAAUGCCUGUAGUAGACUUGGAAUUCUACUGCUCUGGAUCAAUCUGUAGAGUCACUCACUAUCCUGCUAAGUAACACUGAACUUAAUAUGUGUUGCAGUGUUACUGUGAUUCUACUGCUCUGCUGUCUCCCUCUUCCCUGCCAAUCCAGCACUGUCAGACUGGAACAAAGGUCCUCUCUGCAAAGAAACCACUUGCUGUUUUACUUCAUUUGGUGUUUAUUAACACAAGUGUAAAACCAAUGUAUUUUUGAUCUUGAGUCUGUCAAAUCAUGCUAGUUUUGCCAUGUUAAGCUAAGAUACAGUCAUGACUCCUGUAAAAUAUCAUAGGAAUCACCUUUCUUGCUGCUGUGUAUUGCUACUGCUGAGGGUAAAAUACUAUCAGAGUACAUUCCUUAACUGUGGAAAUUGUACCUGACCAAAGAACUGUACUUUAAAACCUUACAUGUACAUGUUUCUUAUGUUUUCAGCAUUAAUUUUAAAGAAUGGAGGAAGGUAGAGCAUAUGUAGUUAGUGAUACUUUUGAGUGUAUAAAAGUUGCUAAGUCAUAGAUCAUAAAGAUAAUAUUAAUUUUGAAUUAAUAUGAUGUAGAAGUUGUGCAACACUGAAAAGCAGAGAAUAUAAAUAAAUGAAUUAAUAUAUGUAAACAUC